AUGGGCAGCAUAUCUCAGAAGACCGGGCGUUGGGUUCUAGACUCUGCCCAAGAAGGAAUCUCUUCUCUCCGUUAUGAGCCGGAUGCCACAUUCACGGUUGGCCAAGUCGGGCCGGAGGAGGUUCUAGUCGAGAUCCAUGCGGCGUCUCUGAACUACAGGGAGCUCGCAAUCUGCAGGGGCAACCCAUCCAGUGCAAUCCCUCUCCCGGCGACUCCUGGCGUGAUCCCCGGCUCCGACGGCGCGGGCGUGGUGCUCGCGGUUGGCUCUGCGGUGCCCCAGUCCUCGCAGUGGCUGCAGCCCGGCGCGAAGGUCGUGACACACAUGAUCCCGCACGUGGAGGACGACGCCCUGCCAAACCUUGAAGACGUCUGCUCCGGUCUGGGCCAGAAGCUGAAUGGCACUCUGUGCCGACAGGUCAUCCUCCACCAUAACGCUCUCGUCCCUAUGCCAGCACACAUGACCUUCGAGGAGGCUGCGACGCUGACAUGCUCGGGACUUACGGCCUGGAACGCGCUGAUGGGCAUGCCGGGAAGGGAAGUCAAGGAGGGCGACUGGAUUUUAGUCCAGGCAGCAGCAGGUGCCAAUGUUGUCGCGAUAACGAGCUCGGACGCAAAGGGAGACCGGCUGCUCUCCCUCGGCGCCCGGCACGUCAUAAAUUACAAGGAGCAUCCGAACUGGGGCGAACUGGCCAGAAGCUUCACGCCGAAGGGGCGCGGCAUUGACCACGUUGUCGACGUGGUCGGCGCCACGACCAUGGCCGAGUCUCUGAGUGCCGUCCGGCUGCACGGCCUGGUCACAGUAGCCGGAAUGAUCGGGGGCGCUGGAGGCGGAGAGCAGAUCCCGGACGUGAUGAGCGCGCUGUGGAAGCUAUGCGUCCUCCGCGGCAUCUAUCUUGGAUCUCGCAGCAUGUUCAGAGAUAUGGUGCGCUUCCUGGAGCAGAAGCAGGUGAGGCCGGCGCUGGAUGACGUUGCCUUCAGCUUGGAAGAUGCGAAGUCCGCUUUCGAGAGGCUGGAGAAGCAGCAGCACUUCUCCAAGGUCGUUAUCAAGACGGCAUGA
Diaporthe citri is the source of this 1056-nucleotide messenger RNA. RefSeq lists its product as uncharacterized. Gene Ontology annotation, molecular function: oxidoreductase activity. The transcript is spliced from 3 exons. Lineage: Eukaryota; Fungi; Ascomycota; Sordariomycetes; Diaporthales; Diaporthaceae. The record is from RefSeq and is a predicted model, not a curated record. Bases 1 to 1056 code for a protein of 351 amino acids.